This is a messenger RNA of Schistocerca gregaria, 7802 nucleotides long. RefSeq lists its product as uncharacterized. Bases 6090 to 7715 code for a protein of 541 amino acids. The transcript has 5 exons. NCBI's taxonomy places the organism in Eukaryota, Metazoa, Arthropoda, Insecta, Orthoptera, Acrididae. The record is from RefSeq and is a predicted model, not a curated record.
AUUCCGCAUUUAAAAAUGGCUCGCUUCGUAUCUGAGGCGAUAAAUGUCUUCCGGUCGCCGAACUGUGUGCGUCGUUUGGCAGCUGGUAGAAAGAAGCCAAUCCAGCCGAAUCUAGAGCUUCGGCCCAAGCUGGCGUUGGUUCGUUCUUUCACUCCGCCAACGCAUUCAAGGCAAUUCGCCACAGACAGGCGGGCAGAAGACGCGAAUGAGAAGGAGGCCGACGAGCGCUCCUCUGAAGGAGCAGGAAAGAUGAACGGGCCAGACCAAUAUGAGCAAAUGCCGCCGUUUGGCCCGCGUGUGUCUUAUUCUGCACAGCCAAAAACUCAUGAGAAAGCCAAAACAACAGAAAAAUCGGCUCUAGCGGGUGGGAUCACAUGGGUAUCGUGCAUGCUGUUCUUGGUGGUGGGGGGUACAAUAUAUUACAUUUCGAGAAAGAGAAGAGUUGAGCUGGAACAGGGUACGUGUUACGGGAAAGAGAGGUGUGACUCUCAGAUGAGGAUCCACCUUUUACGGGAAAGUGUCACCCUAGAGGUGAAUAUGUGCAAGAGCACGUCUUGAACGUAUAUGCCAGAGUUAAGAGAAAGCGUACUUUCGAGGGAAGCACUGUGAUGAAUGCAUGCUUAGAUUGGAGGAGAGUAACAAAUUGGUGAUGUGCUUUGCCGCCUGGUUAUUAAGAGAGUAUAGAACUGUCCAUAUGAGCACAGAUGCGCGUGUUAUGACGUACAGUUUUCGCCUUACUUUCUUUUUUCUUUUGUAAAGCAAGAAAUCGUGUUGAGUCAGCUGGAGUGGCUCGAAUUGGAGGUCCCUUUUCAUUGGUAAAUCAUUUAGGCCGUCCCAUGACAAGUGCGGACCUUGGAGGAAAAUAUUCCUUGAUUUAUUUCGGAUUCACUUUUUGUCCAGACAUAUGUCCCUAUGAACUUCGAAAGAUGAAAAAGGCAUUGGAUCUUUUGAGUCCGGACAGUUUGGAGCAAGUCCAGCCUAUUAUGAUCACCGUCGAUCCCUGGAGAGACUCAAUUGAGCGGUUAAACGUAUAUGUACAAGGUAUGCCAUUUAGAGUUCUAUUUCCGCUUGUACAACGAAUACAACGCGCGUCAGGCAGAGGGGCAUUGCUUGUGCUCGAUGUGGUCCAUCACUGCGCGCAUCUCGAUAUGGACGGACCCGAGGGGGUGGUCGACAGGGGACACCGUGUGCGCACUGAUGACAUAUAAGCUGGUCCGCUAUCAGCACGGGUGUACGGCGAGAUACCGACCGAAGCGCACGAAGACGUGCCCUCUUUUUGAGUCAAAGACUGCGGAAAACACAUUGAACUCGGGAAUUGUUGCUACUCUUGCGCACUGACCAAUGAACGUAUUUUUUUUAUAUCGACGGUAAAUUCAGAUUAUCACCCCAAGCUGAUUGGCUUAACAGGAACGCCAGAGCAGAUCGAACAAGUAUCGCGCCGGUUCCGCGUAUACGCGAGUAAAGCCCCAUCAGAGACCGAGGAUGAUUAUCUUGUAGACCACAGCGUGUUCAUGUACCUCAUGGGUCCGGAAUUCAAGCUGGCCGAUUAUUACGGUAUUGAUAUGGAGCCGUCUGACAUUGCAGAGAGAAUUCAGUCGCGGUUGGAGCUCGACCAUUCCGUACCCAAGAGGAACUCUUUCCAAAAACUUAAAAAUUUCUUGAAGAGCCUGUCGAGCUAAUGACAUUUCCGCUCGUUAUAACCGUACCAUGCCAUUUCUACUCAGAGAGAAGGCGCGGUGCUCUGAUCGAGCCAAGAAUGAAGGCUGAAUUGCUCACUUUGCGUGCCUGAAAAAGGUAUAUUGGCUUCGUUUGUGCACAAAUGGUUCAAUUUGUGCUGAAUUCGAAUACCACCGACCGCAGUAUCAUUUUUUUUGUGAGAUAGAAUACGUCGCCUCGACGACGCCUCUUGAGAAAGCCGAUUCGACCUUUGUCCCACAUCAUUGAGCAUAAAAAAAUCGGCGCGCGCCGAAAGGCCUAGUUUGCGUUAUGGACGAAUGUCGGCCCUGCUAUUUAGGCGAGAUAUGCCGCUUUUUAUUUUUGAGGGCAAAGGUUUUUCUAUUGUUUGGAGCGAAUUCGAGCGGGCCAAUAUUCAGGGUGCUCAGUGUAGAGCGUAUUAUAAUAAUCAUCCAAUUUUUUCCUGAGCGGAAUAUGAUGUCCAUAGCGGAAGGUGCAGGACACAAUGGUAGCCGUUACGACGGCAAUUGUCAUAUAUCUAUAAAAAAGUGAGACGUAUUGAGGGUGCGGGACCGUCCAUGUGUGCCAUAUUUUAUAAUUGUUGCCUGUUUUGAACUGUUCGUAUUGGGGUACACUUCCUUCAGAAAUCAAAUGCAGGUAUCGUGAUUUGGCGAGCUCAUCUUGACCAAGUUUCGAGAUAUCUUCCAUCGAUUGAAUUAAUUUAUGCUUGACCAGGCUUUCAUGCCAUUUCGAAAGUACAUUCAUAUCAAGCGCAUAUGCAGACAGUAGAUUGUAACCUGGUUUCAGAUGACGUGAAUGUGAUUUUUGCACAUAUUCAUUUACGAAUCGGUCGUAAAGUACACCGAUCCCAAACCAACUCUUGCGUAGCUCGACGAGCUUCACAGCCCAGGGGGAUGGACGAAAACCCUCGUGAAACUCCUUCAACUUUUGUAAGGAUUCUUGAACCAUUUCUAUUUUCCAAUGCCGUGAACACAAAUAAAAAAACAAAUGAAUUUUUAAUUUUUUUUGUAAUAUUUCUGCAACGACGAACUCUGCUCUUUUAGCCUGGAUUUGCUCCUCUUAUGAUUCACAUCUUGUCAAUGUUUGCAUUCUCUUAUACCCUUCCACAUCUAGACACUUCUUUUUAAAAAAAUUUCUGCCUUAGCAAAAGCCAGCGCGCACUCUUCUUUGCACCGACCUUCCCUCUUAGCACACCAAUUUUUCUUUUUUCUGUGGGCCUAUCUGCGCCGAUCAUUCAGUGCUUAUGUCCGCGUCGGUCAUCCUCACUUUUUUUUUGCUUCUUCCGCCGCUUCUGCUCUUUUUAUAAAAAAAUCCUGCCAAAAUUUGUUUAUUUCUUCGCCACGAGCCAUCCCUCUUUAGCCACUUGUUCAUCUGUAACCAUGGCAUCUCUAUCUGUAAAAGCGGUGUAUGACUAUCUCGUCAUAGGAGCUGGGAGCGGAGGCAUGGCUAGCGCUCGAAGAGCGUCCAAUCUUGGCGCUAAAUGUGGCAUUAUCGAGUCUAACAAAGUAGGCGGUACCUGUGUCAAUGCUGGAUGCGUCCCAAAGAAAAUUAUGUACAAUGCAGCAACCAUUGCGGAAACGCUGCACACUUCUAGAGAUAGCUGUUACAAAUCCAUCCAGAGCAUUCCAGCGUUCGAAUGGACGGAUGUCAAGAGGUCCAGAGAUGCGUACAUCGCAAAUUUGAACAAUGUUCACACCAAUUCGCUAGAAAAGGACAAAGUUGAUGUGAUAAGAGGCAAGGCGAAGUUUGUGGAUCCCCACCGAAUAGAAGUAAACGGUGAAAUCUACGAAGCUAAGCACAUAUUGAUCGCGACUGGUGGAUAUCCUAUUUACCCAAAUAUACCUGGUGCUGAGUACGGUAUAACAAGCGAUGGCUUUUUUGAGUUGGAGCAUCUUCCGAAGAGGGUUCUGGUGGUUGGUGCCGGGUACAUUGCAGUGGAGUUGGCAGGAAUUUUUUCUAUCUGCGGUGCGGAGACGAUGAUGCUAACGAGACGAGAUAACGUGCUCUCCAAAUUUGACGAAAGCAUCGGCGAGAUAGCUACUAAAAAUCUAGAAGAUAUGGGCAUUAAAAUUUUCAAACGUACCGCUGCAUCGAAGAUUGAAAAGCAUAACGAAAAAUUAAAAUGUUUUGUUACGAAUUUUGAUUUUCAAAAACCAUCUAGUCCCAAGCACUUUGAUUUCGUUAUCGAAAAUUUAGAUUGUGUUCUCUGGGCGAUUGGACGAAAUCCCUGUGUCUCUGACCUCAAUCUAUCUGCAGCGAAUGUCCAGCUCACCGAGAGUAAUUAUGUAAUGGUCGAUGAUUACCAAGUGACGUCUGUACCACAUAUCUAUGCCGUGGGCGAUGUGGCUAGCCGCCAACCAGAGCUUACACCCGUGGCCAUCGCUGCAGGUCGAUGUUUGAGCGACCGUCUGUUUGAUCCGAACUGCAAAGAUAAGAAACUUGACUAUAGCAUAGUGCCUUCAGUGAUCUUCAGCCAUCCUCCGAUCGGAUCGGUUGGACAUUCACAGAAGAGCGCGGAAAAAACCUUCGGAAAGGACAACAUCAAGGUCUACAAGUCGGUAUUCACCAAUUUAUACUAUGCUCUAUCUAACAAAAAGCAAAAGACUUUUAUCAAAUUGAUCGUUCAGGGGCCCAACGAGAAGGUUGUCGGUCUUCACAUCGUCGGGAUGGGUGCAGACGAGAUGCUUCAGGGAUUCGCUGUAGCAAUAACAAUGGGAGCUACCAAGAGUGAUUUCAACAAAACGAUUGCUAUUCAUCCUACCGCAGCUGAAGAAGUAGUCACGCUAUUUUGACCGCCUUUUUGAUUUCGAGAAUUGAUUUCUUGGCUGAAUUCUCCCUAUAAAUACGGAGACUCAUGCACGCCAAUCACAUUCUUUGAGAGUCAAAUGUGCGCGUACAACGAGUACACCAAAAUGCUAAAAAUAAGACAUUUCAUCCAUAAUCACCCUUUUUCUUGCAGUUUGUGGUAUUUUUGUGUUGUGCUCGAAGAAUUGCACAAUGCCAAGAAACUUUUUUUCGCUCAUCAGCAAACAGUUAUUUUUGACAGUUGUCAAGCACCCGAAUUAUGGACUUUCGUGUAGUUCACCGGUUAUUCGGGGAUACAGGUGCGCUCGGGGCAGAGGCAGUUCGUAAAAGUCGAUGGCGUACCCUACGAGAGACGGGACUUGCUGGAGAGAGUGCUUUUAGCUAAGUGAGGCCCACGUGUUCUCGACGAACAUAGCUGUGUGUGUCGGUCGUGUGCGGAAGGAGCCUAGAGGUGCUCCGAGAACGAAGUGCGGUGCAGCAGCGAUCGCCGUAUUUAGAGCCGUGUGUGUGCUUUGUAUGGCUAAGCAUUUUGUAAUCGUCAGUUAGACGAGAAGGCGUGUCGAAUUUGAAUUUGAAUUGAGUGCUCCACAAGAAUGCCGGAAAGAACAUUUUUCAAGGUGAGUCGUCUUAUCGUUGAAAAAGAAGGAAUCGAGAUUCGAUCAAACGCUCAAAAAAAAAUUUUUCGCAGAGACGAGAGCGAGAUUACUUUAGUCGUUCUUUGUUUUUCGAGUUUGUUAUGCUUUGAGAUUUGGGGCCAUGAACGAAAUGUAUGAUGGAGCAUCAUCCUCGGGGCCACCGUCUAUAUCUCUGAGGGCGGUUCUAAACAAGAUAUCUAUUUCGAGAGCAACGGCCAGAGAACUUUGGAAGGUAUGCACUGAGUUGCGGCAAGCUGAAGGGAGAGGAGAUAGAGUAGGGAAGAUGCACAAGGAUUUUAGAGCAUUCGGCAAGAGGGGAGAUUUGAGUGAGGGGUGCGCAUUUUUAACAUAGCUUCUGCGCAUACAAUUUAUGUGGACACAUGCAUGGGAAUGUGUGUCUUUAGAAGGGUUUGGUGGUUGGUUUGUUUAAUUUGCAAAACGAAGUGUUGUUCGAGGCGUGUACCGAUUUUUGCAUUGAAAUUGCCAAUAUCGACGAGGCGCGCACAUACUUUAAAGAAAGUGACGGUAUGUUCAGGUAGGAGAAAAAGUUUUUUUUUAGGGGACGUUGGAAAGAGCUCGGACGGCGCAGGGACGGCGGGGGCGGUCUUUUUUUCGCAGCUUAGAGCGCGGAGAGAGAGAGGGCACAGCAUGGCAUGUGUGCGAACGAUAAGUGUAGCCUAUUCCCUGAGUCUGCGCAUACAGAGCUCUAUAAAUAGGGAUUCUCGAUACAAAAAUUUUGUAUACAAGGCAAUUGUGUAUGGCGGGUAUGGUGUGUGCGAGGUGGUUGCUUUUUGGUUAGAGGGAGAAAAGGAUGCAGUUUAUUCGUUUCAGUCGGUAACAGAUGCGAUGGUGAGUCGUACUGCAUGAAUUUUUUUAGGCGACGCUUCUGAGUUGUAUGAUCAUUUCAGGGACCAGAUAGUUUGUUUUGGGAAGUUUUUCAAUGACAUUAAGAAUAUGCAAGAUAAGGCGUUUUAUGACAAGUACGUGCGCCCACUGGGGUUAGAGAAGCUCUAUUGCGCCGCGAAGGGCAUUCAGAAGCAGCCUGGAGAGUUGUGUGAGCUGAGGAAGACGACGAUGAAGCUGAGGUCUCAGUUGAAGAGCAAUCAAUCGGCGUUAGAAGAAUCUGAAAGUCGAUACGCUGCGUUGAAGAGGAAGUAUGCGGCGCUCGAAAGCGAACUGGAUGCGUCUAAACGAGCUUGCCAAAGUCAUGUGAAGAAGUGUGCGGCGUUGAAAUCCCAACUGUCCGUCGUCAAUGCUCAGCUUGUCGGCGUGAAGGAGGAUAAGUUGGCGUGUAAAAAGGCUAUGAAAGAUCAGAAGUCGAAGCACGCCGAGUUGGGUCGGACUUACUGGCAAUUGGUGAAUGAACACGAGAGGCUGAAGAAGGAGUGCUCGGAGUUGAAGGAGAGUCUAGAACGCAGGGCUGCUGCAGUUGAUUUGAAGCAGGAUGAAGAAGACGCUCAAGUCAGGAGCAGGAACCAAGUUGGAGAUGCAUGCCGUUUAUCUGUGUGUACUCGAUGUGGUUGUUUAGUGAGCCACUUGACGGGGAGUUCUGAGUCUGCUGGUGAUCGCCGCCUUGGGCUCUCCUCAGCCAAGGAGACGUCUGGUGGCUUGGUUGAGCAAGAGGGGGUGGACGAACAGGACGACGCGUCGGGGCCUGUGAGAAACAGAGAGAAAAAUGUGGUUACCAAGGUGUCAAAUAGCAAGAAAAGCGGUACAAAAAACGUCAAGAGGUGCGCGGUCGGUGUGAAAGGCGACAAAAAGCUUACGGCCGGUGACAUGAACGCGAUUGAGGAUAGCGGUAGAAUGAGCGAGACCGGCAGUGUUGCAGGUGUCGCUAGAGAGGAGAAUGGGGUUGGCGAGGUCAUGGCGGCCGAGCUGAGCGGCAUGUCUGUCAUCACGAAGGGGGAAAAAACAGAUACAAAAAGUAGUGAGCAGGGAAAAGGAGGUGCUGGUGACGCGCUCGGCGCAGCGAAGCUUCAGGAAGGUGUUGCUUGUGUGGGGGGGAAAAGCGGGGAUGGUGGCGAUGCUGAGGGGGGCUUAGGUGACACGGGUGGCUAUGGCGACGCAGAAGAGGAGAGGGGUAGAUUGAGGGUGGGCAGCGAGUGUGUCAACGUGUGGAGCAAUCAAAUCUCGGGUGAGAAGGGGCAUGAGGGCGUCAUGAAGUCGUGGCCUGAGGGCUACAACUACGAGCAUUUGGACGCUGUUGAGAACAGGAAACGAAACACGUCAAGUAGAGAGGAAGCAUUCAGCAGUGACAACACAUUUUUGGCGUGUUCGUUUGAUUUUUGGAGGGCCGUUUCCUGCGUGAAUAAAGACGAGCUACCUAAGAGGAUGUUUGACAGGAUGCAUCAUAUGGAGUCGAUUAUAAACACGUUGCAAGAAGAGUUGGUACGCGUGAAACAGAUGUACGCCGAGCUCCAACAGCAGAAUAGCGAGUUGCUAUCGUGCCAGUCGCAGCUGUCCCAGACGGACGAUCUGAACAGGAGGCUCUUAGAGCACUAUAGGUACGUGAUGAACAUUACCAAGACGGUGGAGGAGUCGGAUUCUGAAGACGAGCAGGGCGUCCUGUGGCUACCGUGAGGGCGCGGUGCAUUGGUUGAGUGUGCAGAGUAAAUAUAUGUCUAGAGUGAGGGGGGACGGAACUGGGGAGAUACGUUUUGUUUCUCC